GCGGUUUGGCACAACAAAUAGUGUAUGAAUCCCAGCUUAAUUUCCUUCCACACCACCGACCACUAGUUGUAUUAGAUUACUUAAUUACUGUGCGAGUAUCCUCAGAAAAUGGACCAGGCAAUGGAUAUCAACGCCUUCGAGGGCCGAAUCGUGAAGAUGGAGGUCGAUUACAGUGCGACGUGCGAUGAAAAGAUCCCGGUGGCCAAGGAGCUCGCCAAGGACGAGAACAAAUUCAACGAAGCGCUCGAGAUUCUGUUGCAGCUGGAAAAACAAACUCGCAUCGGUGCCGACAUGGUUUCGAGUGCCCGUGUUCUGAUUGCGAUCGUGCAGAUUUGCUUUGAGGCACGUAAUUGGAACUAUCUGAACGAGUACGUAACGAUCCUAGUGAAGCGUCGCUCGCAAUCGAAACAAGCGGUGGCCAAGAUGAUUCAAGAGUGCUGCUCGUACGUGGACAAAACGCCGGACAAAGAAACCAAACUAAAGCUGAUCGAUACGCUGCGCACGGUGACGGAGGGCAAAAUUUACGUGGAGGUCGAGCGAGCUCGGUUAACGAAAAUGUUGGCCGACAUCCGAGAGGCGGACGGGGACGUAACGGGUGCCGCUUCGAUCAUGGAAGAGCUGCAGGUCGAAACGUACGGAACGAUGGAUAAGCGCGAAAAGGUCGAGCUCAUUCUCGAGCAGAUGCGCUUGUGUCUCGCCAAACAGGACUUUGUGCGUACGCAAAUCAUUGCGAAAAAGAUCAGCAUCAAGUUUUUCAAUGACGCCGAGCAGCAGGACUUGAAGCUGAAAUACUACGAUCUGAUGAUCCGGCUCGACAAGGAUUCAUCGUUUAUCAAAACGUCCCGGCACUAUCUGGCCGUGGUCGAUUCGGAAAUGAUCGCCCAGGAAGCGGAAAAGCGCCAGAAGAUGAUGAUCUACGCGGUGCUGUACUGCAUACUUUCUCCGUACGACAACGAGCAAGUCGAUAUGAUGCACAACCUGUCGAAGAAUAAACUACUGGAGGAGCUACCCGUCUACAAAGAGCUACUGCGGCUUUUCAUGUGCAAAGAGCUGAUCAACUUUGACGCACUGUGUAAAGUUUAUGGGGCAGAGCUGAACACGUUCGACAUCUUCAACCAGGAGACAACCCACGGCAAAAAGUGUUGGACCGAGCUGAAGAAUCGACUGAUUGAGCACAAUGUGCGCAUCAUAUCGAACUACUAUACGCGCAUCAAUCUGCGACGCAUGGCCGAGCUGCUUGAUCUGAGCGAGGCCGAAUGCGAGGAGUAUCUGUCACGGAUGGUGAACGCCGGAACGCUUAAGGUUAAAACGGAUCGGCCCGCCGGUGUCAUACACUUUUCACAGAAAAAGUCCGCCUCCGAGGUGUUGAACGAUUGGGCGUUCGGCUUGAACGAGCUCAUGAACCUGGUGAAUAAGACCUGCCACUUGAUCAACAAGGAAGAGUGCAUCAACAAUGUCAUGCCGCUUCCGGUGGCCGGUUCUGGUGCCGUUGCUAGCUCAACGUGAAGAUCCAGGGGCUACGAGCGACAAGACUUAUCUCAAAUUAAAUUGAAGCCUGUUCCGUGCUUCGGUGCAUCGGAAAUAAGAUAAAAAAAGAAUGUUUCUUUGUCCCAUGCGAACAGUAUGAUGUG
Molecule: messenger RNA, 1631 nt
Organism: Anopheles cruzii
Lineage: Eukaryota; Metazoa; Arthropoda; Insecta; Diptera; Culicidae
Gene: Rpn5
Product: 26S proteasome non-ATPase regulatory subunit 12
Exons: 3
Coding region: 109-1506 (465 amino acids)
Cellular component (GO): cytoplasm; proteasome regulatory particle, lid subcomplex; nuclear proteasome complex
Source: RefSeq, a predicted model, not a curated record